AUGAACUUGAGAAAACUGGCCAUCCUUCUCCUCGUCCUCUUUGUUUGUAUAGAUGGAGGAACUGCCAAAGAACAAGGGACGAAAAAAGGGAAAAAAAAGGGGAAGCAAGUUUACUGUCCUUCACAGCUGUCAUCUGAGGAUCUGGCACGAGUCCCCGCCAACUCCACCAGCAACAUCUUGAACAGGUUACUGAUCAGCUAUGAUCCCCGAAUAAGACCCAACUUCAAAGGAAUCCCUGUGGAGGACCGAGUGAACAUUUUUAUCAACAGUUUUGGAUCGAUCCAGGAGACCACCAUGGAUUAUCGGGUCAACAUCUUCCUGCGGCAGCGCUGGAACGACCCCCGGCUCAGAUUACCGCAGGACUUCAAGUCCGACUCGCUCACUGUCGACCCCAAGAUGUUCAAGUGUCUCUGGAAACCAGACUUGUUCUUCGCCAAUGAGAAGAGCGCCAACUUUCAUGACGUCACCCAAGAGAACAUCCUGCUCUUCAUCUUCCGUAACGGAGAUGUCCUCAUCAGUAUGAGGCUGUCCGUCACCUUAUCCUGUCCCCUGGAUCUGACCCUCUUCCCCAUGGACACGCAGAGAUGCAAGAUGCAACUGGAAAGCUUUGGCUACACUACAGAUGACCUGCAGUUCAUGUGGCAGACCGGAGACCCGGUGCAGAUGGAUGCCAUUGCUCUGCCGCAGUUUGACAUCAAACAAGAGGAUAUCGAUUACGGAAACUGUACCAAGUUUUAUGCAGGAACAGGUUACUACACCUGUGUGGAGGUGAUCUUCACCCUGAGGCGGCAGGUUGGUUUCUACAUGAUGGGAGUUUACGCGCCCACGCUGCUCAUUGUGGUCCUCUCCUGGCUGUCAUUCUGGAUCAACCCAGAUGCCAGCGCCGCCCGUGUCCCGCUGGGCAUCUUGUCAGUCCUCUCCCUGUCCUCGGAGUGCACCUCCCUGGCCUCCGAGCUGCCAAAGGUCUCCUACGUGAAGGCCAUCGACAUCUGGCUCAUCGCCUGCCUGCUGUUCGGCUUUGCCUCCCUGGUGGAGUACGCCGUGGUGCAGGUCAUGCUCAACAGCCCCAAACGCAUCGAGGCUGAGAAAGCCAAGAUGGCGUCCAAGGAGAGGGCGGAGGGCAAGACCCCCGCCGCCAAGAACACGGUCAACGGGACGGGAGGGACGCCGCUGCAUGUCAGCACCCUGCACGUGGCGGAGACCCGCUGUAAGAAGGUGUGCACCUCCAAAUCCGACCUGCGAACCAACGACUUCAGCAUCGUGGGGUCCCUGCCGAGGGACUUUGAGCUGUCUAACUUUGACUGCUACGGGAAGCCCAUCGACACCGGCACAGGCCACGGAAAAUCACAGGCCAAGAACAACAAGAAACCACCACCGCCCAAACCCGUCAUCCCCUCCGCCGCCAAGAGGAUCGACCUGUAUUCCCGAGCACUCUUCCCUUUCUCCUUCCUCUUCUUCAACGUGAUUUACUGGUCUGUGUAUCUGUGA
Molecule: messenger RNA, 1488 nt
Organism: Lampris incognitus (smalleye Pacific opah)
Lineage: Eukaryota; Metazoa; Chordata; Actinopteri; Lampriformes; Lampridae
Gene: glrbb
Product: glycine receptor, beta b
Exons: 9
Coding region: 1-1488 (495 amino acids)
Biological process (GO): regulation of membrane potential; nervous system process; chloride transmembrane transport
Cellular component (GO): synapse; neuron projection; postsynaptic membrane
Molecular function (GO): extracellularly glycine-gated chloride channel activity; neurotransmitter receptor activity; transmembrane signaling receptor activity
Source: RefSeq, a predicted model, not a curated record